Leptosomus discolor (cuckoo roller) is the source of this 702-nucleotide messenger RNA. NCBI's taxonomy places the organism in Eukaryota, Metazoa, Chordata, Aves, Leptosomiformes, Leptosomidae. The record is from RefSeq and is a predicted model, not a curated record.
AAUUCUGAGCUGGGGCACUUUACCAUGAGGCUGCAAAUGAAACAGAUGUGCUUGCUGUGAAUUUCUGUAGCAUCUGGACUUUUUGUACCAAAGGUGAUAACUCUUUCCUUCCUGCAAUUUUUUUUUCCUUUUUUUUUUUUUUGCACAUAUUUUCCGUAAAGGGAAUGAAAUGGAGAAGUUGAAGAAAUAUGUGUCAGAGAAAGUUGAAGAUCAGUUGUAUCAUCAGGGAGCUGUGGAGUUGCUAGUCUUUAACUUUCUGCUCAUUCUUACAAUAUUAACAAUUUGGUUGUUUAAAAACCAUCGUUUCCGCUUUCUGCAUGAAACUGGAGGAGCUAUGCUUUACGGCCUUGUAAUGGGAUUAAUUAUACGAUAUGCAACAAAAGCAUCAGAUGUUGAAAGUGGAACUGUUUAUGAAUGUGAAAAGCUGAAAUCUGGGCCAUCCACUCUACUUAUUAAUGUAACUAAUCAGGUCUAUGAAUAUCAGUACAAAAGAGAGAUCAGCCACCACAACGUCAAUGGUCACCAGGGCAAUGCAAUGCUUCAAAAGAUGACAUUUGAUCCUUCCAUCUUCUUCAAUAUUUUGCUGCCACCCAUAAUAUUUCAUGCUGGAUAUAGUUUAAAGAAGAGACAUUUUUUUCGUAACUUAGGAUCAAUUUUAACCUAUGCCUUUCUGGGAACUGCCGUCUCCUGCAUUGUCAUAGG